AUGGAGGAGGAUAUGGUUAACUGUCGAUUUUACUUCAAGAUUGUGCUUGCCGCCAUGGCGACCAUCGGAUGUGAUAACCCUUGGCAUCGAUCGUCGGGUCAGCCUAUUGACCCCAAGGAGAUUCGAGAGUAUUUCGAGGAUUUUUUUGAGGAUAUAUUUGAAGAUAUCAGCAACUCUGUGGUCUUCUUCCUCUCACCCCACGCCACCCCACUCACCCACGCCACCUCAAACCCAAAUUCAGUUACCGACCACCGUUGCAACCGCCACCUUCACCACCACCUCCACUUGAGCCUUUCAUUCAAUCCAACCACCACUGCGAAUUCUCUAGUGUCAGGACCAAUCCUUCAACCAGCCGGAUCUGCUUCGACACCACAGUUUCGUUCCCACCACCCUCAACAAACCCCAAACAUCUAUGUGGGUCACACUCAUACCCAACACCCAAACAACUCUUACACCAUUUUCAGCAACAAUAAUUUUGCCACCACCACUGCAACUAUGAUACAGCAACAAAAUUUGUACCCUUUUAACACCAUGGCUUCUGCCCCUGCAUCCAACCGAUCGGGUAUCACUACUAAGAUAAAUUGGCUUCAGGUGGCAACGGGGAGGCUGGAGGGUUUAGCAUUGAGUUUUCCAGAAAAGGGGACGGCCUAGAAAGUACUCACCUGAUAACACCAUCGGGUUUGGUACGUCCCCAGAUCCUACCACCAAGAUUUCCUCUGCUGUGGCUCUCACUGAUUCUGGUGGUAUGGCCCUGUUUAAUCGGUGGCCGAGGGUUUGAGGAAGAAGGGGAUUAUCCUAUUUAGUCUUA
This is a messenger RNA of Olea europaea var. sylvestris, 808 nucleotides long. RefSeq lists its product as uncharacterized. The coding region runs from base 1 to 651 and encodes 216 amino acids. Lineage: Eukaryota; Viridiplantae; Streptophyta; Magnoliopsida; Lamiales; Oleaceae. The transcript has 4 exons. The record is from RefSeq and is a predicted model, not a curated record.